Molecule: messenger RNA, 7606 nt
Organism: Salmo salar (Atlantic salmon)
Lineage: Eukaryota; Metazoa; Chordata; Actinopteri; Salmoniformes; Salmonidae
Source: RefSeq, a predicted model, not a curated record
GUCCUGCCGGUGUCUUCAGCAUUCUGCCGAGUGGCAGCAUUAUUUUAGUUCUGUGGCUGCCGCUGCUCGUCCUGUCCCCUCCACUCCCAUUGCUGUUCUGCCUGGUUAAGGAUUUGCUUUGGAUACUUUUUGAGUUGCACCCCUCUGUCCUGUUGGUUUCAACGAUUUUAACGAUUUUCAGUUUUGCGUGUGGCGGGGAGCCUGGAGUCUGAACUUAUCAGCCAGUCAGGAUGUCUGCAUCGUUCCAUGUGAAACAACACCACCACCACCACAGUGACAAGAAGCAGCAGCGUGAGAGCAUCAGCCAUCACAGCUCUCGCUCCUCUUUUAGUCAGCUGUCAUAUGCUGCCCACAAGAGAAUCCAGCACAGCACCAUAGGAGUGCAGAAGAGUUCUGUCGAAUUAGAGAAGAGGUCGGAGUUCAUACCUAGCCAGCUGCUGCCGCCGAGAGUCAAGAAGUACCUGGCUAUGGACCCUGACACCAACGAUGUCAUUGGAUACAUAGUUCCUGUCUUCAGGACCAGCCAUGAGUUUGCCCGGGGCCUAGUGGAGGUCCAGGAAGAAGUGAAGGAGGAGGGGGUGGGGCAUGUUGCCAUGAGGAACCUGUUCUCCCUGGAGACCAGCUCCCUGGAGACCAGCUCCAUGGAGACGAUUACCGUGGAGAAGAAGAGCAGGAAGAGGCACAUUAGAGAGUCAGCUGAUCGCCUGGAGCUCAGCAAGAAGGUUGAAGAGAGAGCAGAGUUCCGUAAGAAGCAGAACAGUGACAACCUGACCCAUCCUCCUGAGUUCAUAGUUCGUCCCCGAGGACAGACUGUCUGGGAGGGCAAGACUGUCAAGCUGCACUGCACCGUGUCUGGAUGGCCCAAACCACGUAUUGCAUGGUAUAAGAACAAUGUGGUGAUAGAUGACAAGGUCCAUCCUGACAAGUACACAGCAGAGAGUAACUACAACAUGCACUCUCUGGAAAUCAAGAGCUGUGACUUCCUGGACACGGCUCAGUACCGUGUGUCUGCUCUCAACAUAAAGGGAGAGAGCUCCUCCGUGGCCACUGUGGUUAUCAAGAGGUUCCAGGAGGGACAGAAAGUGGGACCUCUUGAUGCUAAACCACAUGGGUUCUGCUCGGAGCACGGCGUGACCUUUGAGACAGCCAUCAUAGACUCGUUUGAGGUGGCGUUCGGCCGGGAGGGAGAGACUCUGAGUCUGGGCUGCACCGUCAUCGUCUACCCCACCAUUAAACGCUACCAGCCUGACGUCCUCUGGUACAGAAAUGGCAAGGCCCUGGCAGAGUCGAAGUGGGUCCACACCCACUGGAGUGGAGAGAAAGCCACCCUGACACUGGUCCAUCUGAACAAGGAGGAUGAAGGACUCUACACCCUGAGAGUUAACACCAAGUCUGGCUUCCAGUCCUACUCUGCUUACGUCUUCGUCAGAGAUGAAGAGGUGGAGUUGGAAGGUGUUCCCGUGGCGCCCCUGGACGUACGUUGCCAUGACGCCAACAAGGACUACGUUGUGGUGACCUGGAAGCAGCCGGCGGUGGAGGGAAGCAGCUCCAUCCUGGGAUACUUCAUUGAUAGGUGUGAGGUGGGCCACCACCACUGGGCUCAGUGUAACGACACCCCUGUGAAGUACGCCCGUUUCCCGGUAACGGGGCUGAUUGAGGGGAGGAGCUAUACCUUCCGGGUCAGAGCCAUCAACCGGGCUGGGGUCAGCCGACCUUCUAGAGCCUCUGAUCCCGUUACCGCCAUAGACCCCCACGACAGGGCACGCCAUCGAGCUGGUCCCUCUGCUCCCUUCACCGGAAUGAUCAAGUUCACUGAGGAAGACGCUACAGUGGGCGUGGUACCAGGUGAGCCCACCGACCUGGUGGUUACCGAGGCAACGAAGAACUACGUGGUUCUGGCCUGGACUCCGCCCACUCAAAGAGGUCAUGAAGGGGUUGUGUACCUCGUAGAACAGUGUGUUGCUGGUAGUGAGUGCUGGCAGAGGGCCAACACAGGGAUGCCCGUCAAGUCUCCUCGCUUCGCGCUGUUUGAUCUGGCAGAGGGGAAGAGCUACAACUUCAGAGUCCGCUGCUGCAACUCUGCUGGGAUGUCUGUGGCCUCCUCUGCUACUGGAGAUAUCACUGUAGGAGAUGUGCUGGACCUGCCUGCGGCCCCCGGACCAGCCGUAGCCACUAGGAACACAGAUACAUCAGUCGUUGUUUCCUGGGGGGCGUCUAAGGAUGUUAAACACCUGGUGGGAUAUUACAUCAGCUAUUCUGUGGCGGGCAGUGAUGUCUGGACACCCGCAAACAACAAGCCUGUUAAAGGAACCAGGUUUGUGUGCCACGGUCUGAACACAGGAGAUUCGUGUGUGUUCCGUGUGAAGGCGGUGAACGCAGCAGGGUACAGCCACAGCUCUUUGGAGUCAGAGGCUGUGGUUGUGAAAGCUGCCAUCGCCAUCCCUGGUGUCCCCAGUGGAGUCCACCUGAUGGAGGCAGCUCGUGACUACAUGGUGUUGGCCUGGAGGGAGCCAGCGGUGACCGGGGGAGCUGACAUCAGAGGAUACUUUGUGGACUACAGGACAGUAAAGGGUGGAGUUGGAGGACAGUGGCAUGAACUCAACUCCAAGGCUGUCACCUGUACUUCCUAUAAGGCAGAGAACCUGAAGGAGAACUCGUUCUACCAGUUCCAGGUGCGAGCGAUCAACAUGGCCGGUGUCAGCGAGGCCUCUCUGCCCAACGUAGCUCUGGAGUGUAAAGAAUGGACCAUUGCUAAGCCAGGUGCUCCCCAUGGUCUCCAUGUGUUGGAGGUGCGUGACAAUUCCCUGGUGUUGCUGUGGGAACCUCCUACCUUCGAUGGUCGUACUCCUGUCAACGGCUUCUAUGUGGACAUCAAGGAGGCCAUCGCAGGGGAGGACUGGAAGGGAGUACAUGAGAAGGCCACCAAGCUGAAGUACAUGAAGGUCAAUGGUCUGAUUGCAGGCAGGUCCUAUGUGUUCAGGGUUCGUGCUCAGAACCUGGCUGGAGUGGGAAAGACUUCUGCUGUGUUAGGACCUGUUCCGGCUCUAACCAUGCCUGGUACCCAUGAGAUAAUACUGGAUGUGGAUGAUGAUGGUGUGAUCUCCAUGAUCUUCGAGUGUUCUGAGAUGGCCGAGGGGUCAGAGUUCAUCUGGUCUAAGAACUACAAGACUCUGACAGACACCUCCAGACUCACCAUCGUCACAGAGGGGGGCAAGUCCAGAGCGAUCUUUAAUGAUCCCUCUCUGGAGGACCUUGGUAUCUUCUCCUGUGAGGUUACCAACACUGUUGGAGUCUCAGCCAGCUACACUCUUACGGAGGCUGGUCUGAAGCGUCUGCUGGACAUCAGCCACGAUCACAAGUUCCCCAUCAUUCCCUUCAAGACUCAGAUGGCCAUGGAGCUCCUGGAGAAGGGUCGUGUGAGGUUUUGGACCCAGGUUGAGAAGUUCACCGCUGGCUGCCAUGUGGACUAUGUCUUUAACGAUGUGAUCGUAGAGAACGGAGAGAAAUACCAAAUGAACUUUGACAAGAACUCAGGCAUCAUUGAGAUGUUCAUGGACUCUCUCGCGGUCACCGACGAGGGAACAUUCACCUUUAACCUCGUGGAUGGGAAGGCCAAGGGGUCCACCAGCCUGGUGCUGAUUGGAGAAGAGUUCAGAGAGCUCCAGAAAAAGUCUGAGUUUGAACAUGCUGAAUGGAUCAGAAGACAAGGUCCUCACUUCGUGGACUACCUUGGUUUCCAGGUUACCCCAGAAUGCAACGUGCUGCUGAAGGCCACGAUAGGAAACAUCAGGCCAGAGACAGAGAUCAGAUGGUACAAAGACGGAAUGGAGAUUGAAGAGGAUGAUGCUGAUUACAAGAAGAUUGAGAUGAAGGACGUAGUGUUGAUCUUCAACAUUGGAAAGUUGUCCAAGAAGGAUGCAGGUGUGUACGAGGUGAAGCUAAAGGAUGCCAGAGGAAAAGACAAGAGCAUGUUCAACCUGACUGAAGCAGGUUACCAAACGGUGCUAAACGAACUGUUCAGGGUGAUUGCCAACUCAUCUACUGAGAUCAGUGUGAAGAGUACAGAACAUGGAAUCGUCCUCUACUCCCUGAUCACCUAUCACAUGGAGGACCUCCAAGUCGGCUGGCAGCACAAGGAAGCAAAGAUCUCCCACUCUGACAGAGUCCAGUGUGGAGUGACCGGGGAGCAGCUGUGGCUGAAGGUGAAUGAGCCCACAGAGAAAGAUAAGGGCAAAUACACAAUAAAUAUCUGUGACGGCAAGGACGGGGUUAAGAGGUUCUGUGACCUGUCUGGACAAGCCUGGGAGGAAGCCUUCGUAGAGUUCCAGAGGCUGAAGGCUGCUGCCAUUGCAGAGAGAAACCGUGCCCGCGUUGUGGGAGGUCUGCCAGAUGUGGUCACUAUCCAGGAGGGCAAGUCUCUGAACCUGACAGGCAACGUGUGGGGUGACCCUGCACCCGAGGUCACCUGGAUGAAGAACGACAGAGAGCUGGUGUCUGACGAACGCUACGCCCUCAAGUUUGAACACGGCAAGUUCGCCAGCAUCACCAUCGCCGCGGUAACCACGACCGACUCGGGGAAGUACGCUCUCCUGGUGAAGAACAAGUAUGGAACCGAGGCCGGAGAGUUCACCGUGUCCGUCUACAUCCCAGAGGAAGAGAAGAAGAAAGAGUAGAUGGGGAUGGAGGGAUGGAGUUGGAAUGGGAGGAAUAGUUAUAAUAGGCUGAAGGAUGACAGGGCGAUUUCCAAAGCUCUUUACCCCAGUGCAUGAUGGUAAACAGAGAACAGGAGAUAAAGAUUUGUUGCGGAGAGGUCUUGGUGCGUAUUCUUCUGCUGUCAUGUUGAAACCAGAAGCCUCUCAGUGCACCAUGUCUUAUACUGAUGUGUUGAAUCUAAAUGAUGAACCUGGAAAGAAUCAUGGAUUUCUCUCCAUCUGUCUCUGUCAGCACUGGGAUAAACAGCUGGGAUAAACAGCUGGGAUAAACACUGGGAUAAACACUGGGAUAAACACUGGGAUAAACAGCUGGGAUAAACGCUGGGAUAAACGCUGGGAUAAACACUGGGAUAAACACUGGGAUAAACACUGGGAUAAACACUGGGAUAAACACUGGGAUAAACGCUGGGAUAAACACUAGGAUAAACAGCUGGGAUAAACACUGGGAUAAACACUGGGAUAAACACUGGGAUAAACGCUGGGAUAAACACUGGGAUAAACACUGGGAUAAACACUGGGAUAAACAGCUGGGAUAAACACUGGGAUAAACAGCUGGGAUAAACACUGGGAUAAACAGCGGGAUAAACACUGGGAUAAACAGCUGGGAUAAACACUGGGAUAAACACUGGGAUAAACACUGGGAUAAACAGCUGGGAUAAACACUGGGAUAAACAGCGGGAUAAACACUGGGAUAAACACUGGGAUAAACAGCUGGGAUAAACAGCUGGGAUAAACACUGGGAUAAACACUGGGAUAAACACUGGGAUAAACACUGGGAUAAACACUGGGAUAAACAGCUGGGAUAAACACUGGGAUAAACAGCGGGAUAAACACUGGGAUAAACAGCUGGGAUAAACACUGGGAUAAACAGCUGGGAUAAACAGCUGGGAUAAACACUGGGAUAAACAGCUGGGAUUAACACUGGGAUUAACACUAGGAUAAACAGCUGGGAUAAACAGCUGGGAUAAACAGCUGGGAUAAACAGCUGGGAUAAACAGCUGGGAUUAACACUGGGAUAAACAGCUGGGAUAAACACUGGGAUUAACACUGGGAUAAACACUGGGAUAAACAGCUGGGAUAAACAGCUGGGAUAAACACUGGGAUAAACACUGGGAUAAACUGCUGGGAUAAACAGCUGGGAUAAACGCUGGGAUAAACUGCUGGGAUAAACAGCUGGGAUAAACACUGGGAUAAACAGCUGGGAUAAACACUGGGAUAAACAGCUGGGAUAAACACUGGGAUAAACACUGGGAUAAACACUGGGAUAAACAGCUGGGAUAAACACUGGGAUAAACAGCUGGGAUAAACGCUGGGAUAAACACUGGGAUAAACAGCUGGGAUAAACAGCUGGGAGUUUCACCCUUCAGAAGGAUCAUAGUGCUAUUCUCUACUGUUGUUGCUGCUUGGUUUGUCGUCUGUUUGUAGAUGUCAGGAUGUUUGUUGUAUCCAACCAGGAGAUGGUUGACUUGUCUGUCUGCUGCUUUCAGCUGUUACUCUCUUACCUGCUGUUACUACGACAUUACUGUGGGUUCCACUUUAGAAAUACAUUGGACUAAAAUUUGAACUCUGACUGGAACUUUCCAACAUGUAGAAGAGUCAGAAAACCACAACAUAUUACAGCCGAGGUCAGAGGUCAGAGGAGACUGGAUUGUUAAGGAAGUAAAGGCCCAGCAGGCAGUCUGUGUAGGCAUCUCAGAUGGCACCCUAUUCCCCAUGGGCCCUGGUCGAAAGUAGUGCGCUGUAUAGGGAAUGGGGAGCCAUUGGGACGCCUUCUCAUUGUGUUUCUGUAUAGUCCUGUAUCUCUAGUGUGUUUAUGUGAGCCGAGCGUGAAACUGGUUCUGGCUGGCACACUGCAUCAGGCCUGGAUACACAGCACACUGGCACACACUGCCACACACUGGCACACACUGGCACACACAGCAUCAGGCCUGGAUACACAGCACACCGGCACACACUGGCACACACAGCAUCAGGCCUGGAUACACACUGGCACACACUGGCACACACUGGCACACACAGCAUCAGGCCUGGAUACACAGCACACCGGCACACUGACACACAGCAUCAGGCCUGGAUACACACUGGCACACAAUGGUACCCACAUGCACACACACACAAAAAAGCUUACUUCUGGAGGCAUUUAUUACCAGUUUGUCCAUAGAAUCAGAUUUGUAUAGGCUGACAUGACGCUAUACAAUAUACAUUGUGUUCUGACAUGACACUGAAGAAAGGAAGGUGAAGUAGGAAGCUAAAGAAGGUAACAGAAUGAUGUCAAAGAUCGUUGUGAGAGCAACCUUUUGUGUUCAUUGAAAAUAAUAACCUACUGUCCUCCUCAUGACCCUUGUCCCUGUGUUAAUAAAGGAUCUUACUCACUGUCUCUCCUCCUCAUGACCCUUGUCCCUGUGUCUCUCCUCCUCAUGACCCUUGUCCCUGUGUUAAUAAAGGAUCUUACUCACUGUCUCUCCUCCUCAUGACCCUUGUCCCUGUGUCUCUCCUCCUCAUGACCCUUGUCCCUGUGUUAAUAAAGGAUCUUACUCACUGUCUCUCCUCCUCAUGACCCUUGUCCCUGUGUUAAUAAAGGAUCUUACUGUCUCUCCUCCUCAUGACCCUUGUCCCUGUGUUAAUAAAGGAUCUUACUCACUGUCUCUCCUCCUCAUGACCUUUGUCCCUGUGUCUCUCCUCCUCAUGACCCUUGUCCCUGUGUUAAUAAAGGAUCUUACUCACUGUCUCUCCUCCUCAUGACCCUUGUCCCUGUGUCUCUCCUCCUCAUGACCCUUGUCCCUGUGUUAAUAAAGGAUCUUACUCACUGUCUCUCCUCCUCAUGACCCUUGUCCCUGUGUCUCUCCUCCUCAUGACCCUUGUCCCUGUGUUAAUAAAGGAUCUUACUCACUGUC